GCAAUAAUAAUAAACUCGUGUAGAAAAUCGUACGAAACUGAAUUAACCAGUGAAACGUCCAAGGGGCUUGAACGCGUGUAAAGCGCCUCCGUUCACUGCGUCUCUCUUCGCUCCCUAUGUAGUGAAUGAACACGAGCUCGUUCACUGUUGAGUAGUGAUGAAGAAACCGAGCGCUGCUUUUUUUAAAAAUAUUAACUAUUGUGAUCGAAACUUGAUUUUUAGUCUCCUUAAAAGUGUAAUGAGGGCAUUUACAAACCACCUGCAAGUACAUUCAAAGUGUAAUGAAUACCAGAUAUAAAACAAACAAGUGCUUGUCAUCUGUAAAUAUAUUUUAUUCAGGACAGAGCUACUGAGAUCCAUGUGACACCGUUAUAAAGAUGGAGUUUCUGAAAGUGGAGCUUGAAGACGCGUUCACGGUCGAGCCAGAAGAUACUGAGACCCAGCUGAAGAUGGUGUUCAUUAAAGAGGAGAGUACAGACGUGAAGAUCGAAGAAGCGUUCAUCAAGCAGGAGGAAGCCGAGGAACAAAUCAAGACCGCGUUCAUCAAAGAGGAGCGUGAAGAAACUUUCAGAGUCAAACUUGAAGAUGCUGAAGAACCAACAGACUCAACAGUGCUGAAAGAGGAGCAGGAAGAAACUGAAGAGAAAUAUCAGUAUGAGAACCCUCAUGAUUUCCUAGAAAAAUCAUUUAGUAGUUUACAGUCUGAAAAGAGUUCCACACAAAAAAGGGAUGGGAUUCGUUUCCCCUGCUUUCAGUGUGGAAAGAGUUUUAGUCGUAAGGCAACCCUCAAAAGCCACAUGAAAACUCACCCUGAAGAGAAUAUGUUCACCUGCACACACUGUGGAAAAAGUUUCGGCACAAAAUUGAAACUGAAAUACCACACGAAAGUUCACAACGGAAACAAACCCUUCACGUGCAAACAGUGUGGAAGGAGCUUCACUCAGAAAGGAAGCCUUAAGAAGCACAUGGCCAUUCACACUGGAAAGAGGCCUUACAGCGUGCCCUCAGUGUGGAAAGAGCUUCAGUCAAAGGGAGGCCUCAAGAAGCACAUCUCAACUCACACAGGAGAAGCCGUUCACAUGCCCUCGGUGCGGAAAGAGUUUCAGCCAAAAGGGAGGCCUUAA
Molecule: messenger RNA, 1124 nt
Organism: Puntigrus tetrazona (Sumatra barb)
Lineage: Eukaryota; Metazoa; Chordata; Actinopteri; Cypriniformes; Cyprinidae
Product: gastrula zinc finger protein XlCGF49.1-like
Exons: 3
Coding region: 378-1124 (248 amino acids)
Biological process (GO): regulation of DNA-templated transcription
Molecular function (GO): RNA polymerase II cis-regulatory region sequence-specific DNA binding; DNA-binding transcription factor activity, RNA polymerase II-specific
Source: RefSeq, a predicted model, not a curated record